AUGAAACGCUACGUUUCAUUCAUUAAUAGUCACAUUGGGUUUCUUGAUGAAAAAUUUGGUGAAGCUCUUGGGGCCAUCUCAAGUGCCUGGAGACUUGAGAAAGAUCCAAAUCCUUCUCUAAGGAGGAUUCAAGGUCUACUACGAUGGUCACUUCUUCAAGCUGAGGAAACUUCUUCAGGAAAUGCUCGACUAGUGAUACUAGGAGGCAGUGAGUGUGAGUAUCCACGUGAAGGGGAGAGCAAUGUUAAGGUUACAUCUGUUGCUCCACGUCUCAGCGCUUUGAGUAUCACAUCCUCCACAGGAUCAUCUUCAACAAGGCCUCUGUGGUAUCUUAGAGAGAAUUUGGUAAUUGGAGAAUUGGAUGGACCAUCAAUUGUGCCCGUGUGUGUGAAAUGGAGCAGCAGCUGCAUGACUUGGAGAAGAAGUGUGAAGACCUAA
Microthlaspi erraticum is the source of this 438-nucleotide messenger RNA. The record is from the annotation of a GenBank genome assembly. NCBI's taxonomy places the organism in Eukaryota, Viridiplantae, Streptophyta, Magnoliopsida, Brassicales, Brassicaceae.